Molecule: messenger RNA, 393 nt
Organism: Rotaria sp. Silwood2
Lineage: Eukaryota; Metazoa; Rotifera; Eurotatoria; Philodinida; Philodinidae
Source: the annotation of a GenBank genome assembly
AUGUUUGCCCUUAAGACAUUUACCAAUUUAUGUACUAUUCAAUCAAUUCUUCAACAUUCAAUACGUACAGCAAAAAUAUUUAAACCAAAUUUACUUCUACCGAAACAUCGUAAUAUUAAAGUAAAAGAUGGUCAAUGGGUUGAAAAAGAUACUGUUCUUACUUUACAGAACAAUCUUGUUUUAUAUCCUGGUGAAAAUACAUCCGUCGCUUAUGAUUAUACAAUUCGAUCAACAGUACCAGGAUUUGUUGUAAUAACAACUGAAUCUGUAAAACCAUAUCCACAUAGUCCAUUAUUUCGUUAUGUUAAUAGUGGAAAUGAUGUUAAACGAAAUUUUAUACAUAUUUUACCACCACGACGUCAAGCAUUUUUUCGUCUUAUUGAUCAAUUAUAG